Molecule: messenger RNA, 4683 nt
Organism: Myxocyprinus asiaticus (Chinese sucker)
Lineage: Eukaryota; Metazoa; Chordata; Actinopteri; Cypriniformes; Catostomidae
Product: atrial natriuretic peptide-converting enzyme-like
Exons: 23
Coding region: 208-3363 (1051 amino acids)
Biological process (GO): acrosome reaction; proteolysis
Cellular component (GO): membrane
Molecular function (GO): serine-type endopeptidase activity; protein binding
Source: RefSeq, a predicted model, not a curated record
CUUUCUGUUUUCGGGUGGAGUUAUAAAUGAGCGCGUGUCGCGCAGACACGCUCGUGUUCAGACGGACGGUGUUUGUUGGCGGUGGAAGCGGUUCCGCAGAAGUUUCGUUCGGUGGUUCUGAUCUUCAGUCGGUGAUCCGCUACUGUACCGGAGGAGCGCGAGCUGAUCUUCAGUCCGUCACCGGUGUGUGUGUCAGAUGAGCUCAUCAUGGGUGAAGCCUUCAAACACAAGGAGCGUUGCGGGAAACAUCUGCGUCUGCUGCUCUUCAUACUGCUGCCGUGUGUGUGCGGCCUCGUGUGUGUUUGUGUGCUGCUGCUCACGCUCACAGGUUUAUUUGGGAAUGGCUUGCUGGAUGCUGGAGGUUCCGUCCCCAUAGCAACACUAACCCCCCUCCUGACUGACGGGCACUUUAACGACACCCUCACCGACCCCAACCCAUUGAUGACUGAUAACGGAACUGUGUCAACACGGCAGGUCAUCUUUACAAGCCCCGCCCCCCCAGCGUGGGACUCCGCCCAAUGGAUGCCUCGUGCUGAUACCUCUUCAUCCUCCUCUGAGGGUCCCGCCCCCACGGCCUCUGCGGACUGGUUGACGGUCGUCUCCACGGCGACAAGCAUGAACGCCGAGUCCGGUUCCUGCUCUGACAUCACAGAGAGUCAGUGUCACAUGUUGCCGUACAAUCAGAGUGGCGUGUUGCCAGGGAUGACGGUCGUCAAGAGCAGCGAGCUGCAGAUGUUCCUAAAGUUCUUCAGUUAUCUGAGUCGCUUGUCCUGCUACAGACAUAUCAUGGUGUUCGGAUGCUCCAUCGCGCUCCCACAAUGCAUCAGCCACGGAAACCGCAGGACUCUUGUGCUGCCAUGUCAGUCAUUCUGUGAAGCGGCGCGUGAAGGCUGUGAACCCAUGCUGCAGAUGUUUAACGCGUCCUGGCCGGAGUUUCUGCGAUGUUCUCAGUUCACCAAUAACAGCGGAACAACUGCUGAGAACACACCAGUGUGUUACACACCACGACACGCCAGAGGAAAACUCUCUAUGUGCGGAGGAAGUGACAACUUCCUGUGUGCAAGCGGAAUAUGUGUCCCUCGGAAACUGGUGUGCAAUGGAUACAACGACUGCGAUGACUGGAGUGACGAGGCAGAUUGCACCUGUGCAGACGAUCAGUAUGUGUGUUCUACCGGUCGCUGUGUCAGUUCUGAUCUUGUGUGUGACGGAUACGACGACUGCGGUGAUCUCAGCGAUGAGCAAAACUGUGUGUGUGACCCUGUGAAAGAGCAUCACUGUGGAGGAGGACGCUGUGUUCCCAGAGACUGGCUCUGUGAUGGAGAUCAUGACUGCCUGGACAAAAGUGACGAGCUAAACUGCUCGUGUAAGUCUCAGGGUUUAGUGGAGUGCAGGAAUGGUCUGUGUAUUCCCAGUGCCUUUCGCUGUGAUGGUGAAGAUGACUGUAAAGACGGCAGUGAUGAAGAGAACUGCACACAUCAACACUCUCAGGGUUUGUGUCCUCCUGGACAGCCCAGCUGUAUUUCCACGUCCUGCUCGUCUGAUUGUCAUGGAAACGCUACCUGUGACCUCCGCAACACUGGCAGUAACUGCAGUGGCUGUGAGCCCAUCUCUCUGGAGAUCUGUAUGAAUCUGCCCUACAACUUCACCAGGUUUCCAAACUAUCUGGGUCACCACUCACAGAAGGAAACGUCCGUGAGCUGGGAGUCUUCACUCUUUCCUGCUCUCGUUCAGACCAACUGCUACAAAUAUCUCAUGUUCUUUGCGUGCACAGUGUUGGUGCCGAUGUGUGACCCUAUAACACAGCAGAGAGUGCCGCCCUGCAGGUCUCUCUGUCAUAGUUCAAAGGAGCGCUGUGAGUCAGUGCUAGGGAUCGUGGGAUUGCAGUGGCCUGAGGACACAGACUGUGCUCAGUUUCCAGAGGAAGGUCAAAAAAACACUUCCUGUCUGCUUCCUGACCCCGAUGUGAAUGAAUGUUCUCCCAGUCACUUCAAGUGUCGUUCAGGGAGGUGUGUGCUCUCAUCCAAACGCUGUGACGGACACACAGACUGUGAUGACGAUAGUGAUGAAGAAACAUGCGGCUGUGUGGAGCGAGGAUUAUGGGAAUGUCCUGGAGACAAAACCUGCAUCAAUCACAACAUGAUCUGUGAUGGAUUCCCAGACUGCAGCCUGAUGGAGGACGAGCACAACUGCUCGGUGUGCAGCAGUCAUGAGCUGGAGUGUAAUAAUCAUGAGUGUGUUCAUCGGUCGCUGUGGUGUGAUGGCAGGAAGCAUUGCCCUGACAGCUCUGACGAAUGGAACUGUGUGUCUCUGUCUGAAGGGGGUUUGCUGGUGGUGUAUAAAUCCGGGAUGGAGUAUCAGGUGUGUGCGGAUGGAUGGAGCUCAAACCACAGCAGCAUCACAUGCACACAGAUGGGUUUAGGUUCUCCUCUUUCCACAGAAAUGGUUCAGGACAGGUCGUUGUCUGCCGUUCGGAGGCGCUGGCUCCACAUCAGCCCACACUGGAGUGAACACAACAUCAUACCACUGCAGAGCAUGCUGGGAAAGAGAGGGCAGAGUUGUCAAUCACACAAGACAAUCUCACUGCAGUGUACUAAAGACGAAUGUGGGCGUCGGCCUGCAGCUCGGCUGGUGAAGAGGAUUCUGGGAGGGCGUACAAGUCGCCCGGGCCGUUGGCCGUGGCAGUGCUCCCUUCAGAGUGACCCGAGCGGACACAUCUGUGGCUGUGUGCUGAUCGGCAGGAAGUGGGCUCUCACUGUAGCGCACUGCUUUGAGGGGCGUGAGAGUGCCGAUGUUUGGAAAGUCGUUCUUGGCAUCAAUAAUCUGGAUCACCCAUCUCCGUACAUGCAAACACGGCGAGUCAAAAGCAUCAUCCUUCACUCGCGAUACAAUCGUGCCGUUGUCGACUAUGACAUCAGCGUGGUGGAGCUCGAGUCAGAGGUGGAGGUGACCAGUUAUGUCCGUCCCAUCUGUCUACCGGACCGUGGACAACUACCCAAACCUGACAAAUACUGCCAUAUUACGGGCUGGGGACACGUGGGCAGCAGAAUGCCGUUUAAGCUGCAGGAGGGCGAGGUGCGCAUCAUUUCGGUCUCUCAGUGUCAGUCGUACUUUGAUAUGAAGACCAUCACAUCACGGAUGCUCUGCGCCGGAUACGAGGCGGGAACUAUCGACUCGUGUAUGGGUGACAGUGGAGGACCGCUGGUCUGUGAGGAAGAUGACGGUCGCUGGUCUCUGUACGGUUUGACCUCCUGGGGCUCCGUGUGUUUCUCUAAGGUCUUGGGCCCCGGCGUCUAUGCAAAUGUCACUCACUUCACUGAGUGGAUCGAGAGACAGAUUUACCUGCGCACAUUUCACCUGCUGUAGGUUGAACACACACACACACACACAGCUGGAGAUGAGCUGCUCUCUCACCUGCGGAGAGGAAAAAGAAUCUGUGAAUGAACUUCACUGAUCAUCCCAGAAAGAUAAGAGUGUGCGUGUGUGUUUGUGAAUUACACCGUGUCCUAACCAGACGUGAUGCAAUGCCAUGACACAGUGAGAUAAACACACUGUUCUGAUGUUAUUAGUCAUUUAAGUGGAGGAGAUCCUCACCGCUUCAUGCAGCUGCAUCACACCCAGUGUGGACAGACAGAUUGCUCAUUGGUUUAAUCGUGUCGUGUUGCGUCUCGUUAGGAUACAGUGUUAUUAGGCCUGUUUCACAGAUCGUGCGUCUGCAGCAGCAUCAGUGUAACUGCAGAUGUGAUUUCACACUAAGUGUUUCUGUUGCGUGACAGAACUGCGGCUCUAUUCAGAAAAUAUAGUGAUUUCUGAGGUACUGCUUGAGUUUUUCCUGUGAUAAUUGUCAUAAAUGAUCAAAUGGUUAUCAGGAGUGGCUCAUUAAGAAUUAUUACAAACUUGAUCACCAUAAAAUCUCAUUUACAUGAAGAGACGGGUCAAGUUUACACCCAAAUUAUGUGUGUGUGUGUGACUUGCAUCAAGACUGACAGACGUCUUUUUUCAAACAGUGGGUGAGUAGUUCAAACAGUAUUUUAUAUUGCUUAAUAAAAAGCCUAUAUUGCAAAAGAUUGUGUUGAUAAGUAGUACAUUUUAAAUGUGUAUUCUGCUGAAAUCAGUGUGCAGUGUGAUGCAGAAAAGUGCUCAGCAGCAAAACUCUGUAACCUGUUAAAAUGAAUAUAGUUUUCAUCGCUGCAGACGGCAGAUGUGUGAAACAGCCUUCAGUGUUUUACAUCAGGUCAAAGGACUUACCGCUCACAUUAGUUUCCUCUCUGCAUUUUCUCUGCUGCUAUUGGUGGGUUCUGUAAAAGGGCGGAACCGUUGUAACCUCUCAACCAAUGAUAUUCUAUCUUUUGUGUUGUUGAUGACAUUGCUUUUUUUGUGGAAACGUCUGGACUGUGUUGCUCAUGUGGGUCUCUGGUGUGUGAACAGUGUUAUUGUAAUAUUCACUUGAUGAAAGGCAACACAGUUCACGUGAAUGCUUGUAUGAAUGUGUCAAGUGCUUCUGCAUUUAAGUGCAACAUUCCCUCUGUUUUGUAUUUUUUAAAGAAUAUUUUUCUACAAUUUUUGUGCACAUAAAGCUGUAAAUCUGAACUGUGAUGUACUAUGUUUUUAAUGCUCUGUAAAUACAGUACACAUUUAUGUAAAAAAAUAAAUGCACAUUAAAGAUUCCUAUCUAGUACACAAAUA